This is a messenger RNA of Penicillium subrubescens, 4075 nucleotides long. RefSeq lists its product as uncharacterized. The record is from RefSeq and is a predicted model, not a curated record. The coding region runs from base 58 to 3672 and encodes 1204 amino acids. NCBI's taxonomy places the organism in Eukaryota, Fungi, Ascomycota, Eurotiomycetes, Eurotiales, Aspergillaceae. Gene Ontology annotation, molecular function: protein binding. The transcript has 2 exons. Gene Ontology annotation, cellular component: plasma membrane of growing cell tip. Gene Ontology annotation, biological process: positive regulation of establishment of bipolar cell polarity regulating cell shape.
AACUCCCAACCGACUGGAGUGCUCAUCCUACUGCUGUCUGUCGUCGCCCCCCACACAAUGAGGGUUUCUUCAUUGUACGGGCCUGCGGCGGCUGGCAUUUCGACCUUGUUUGCGCUUUUGCCGACCGUACACGCCGUGACCUUCAAUGCGGUCUCCACCCCCGAAAUCGACCUCUCCUCGCUGGGCCGGGUGACCAUCACAGGCGACUUUGACGGUGUAUCCCUAUACCAAUAUGAGGGCCAGUCUGAAAUCACCCAGCGCCAGGGCUCGUCCAUCCUAACCCCGCUUCCCAAUGGCAUUCUUACGAACCUCUCGUCCGCCGACGCACAGAUCCGAGACAUGUGCGCCUUCACGAAAAAGGAUGGUACUUUCGCGGGGAUAUUCGUCGGUGGUAACUUCACCAGCCUGGGAGGAGUCAAAUCGACUGGCGCGGCCUUGUUCAAUCCCAAUUCUAGCCAUGUUACAGCCUUGCCGGGCCUGACGGGCUCGGUCUCGACCGUACUCUGCGACCAGGACACCAACCGCGUCUACGUUGGUGGAGUCUUCUCCCACAAAAACACAUCCAAUGCCAUCGCAUGGUCUCCCAGCGAUGGUUGGACCGAGCUUGAAUUCGAUGGACUCAAUGGCCCCGUGAACUCGAUCAUCAAGGGUGAUAACGGCCAUAUCAUCUUUGGAGGAUCCUUUGAUGGUCUGGGUAACUCCACUACCUCGUCUAACAACAAGCAGAUCCUCAAUUUGCAGAAUGCAACCAUCACCUCCGACGCCGAAUCCUCCCUGACUGGCUACAUCGACCCCCGCAACGUGAUCUGUUCGACUAGUGGCGAAGCGGGCGCAGGCAAGACUUGGUUGCUUCACGACUAUGCUCCUGGAUACUGGCGGGCAUACUUUGGAUUUACAUUCAACCCGACUAAGGUUCGCCUUUACAACACUCACUUGGAUGGACGCGGCACCAAGAGCUUCUUGUUCCGGGCCCUUCCUGACAAUGGUAUCAUGAACAUGACCUACACCGACGACUCUGGAAAUACGGUUCACUGCGACUCGUCAUGCCCACUCUCCGACAGCACAAGCGAAAAGUACCGCGAUUUCACAUUGGUGAACCCCGUCGGUAUGAAGGGAUUCCAGAUCGAAGUUUUGGACUGGUAUGGCCAAGGUGCUGGAUUGAACGGCAUCGAAGUUUUCCAAGAUCAGAUUCUGUCUUACGCCGUCGAUGCGUUCAAUGAACCGAGCUGCGCGGGACUUGAUUACCCUUCCAGGUCUACUCGUACUGGCUCUUGGACUGUCGAGGAUGCUGGCUACCUGUCCGCGUCAGUGACUGAUUCCACUGACGCUGGCACCUCGGUCGUCUUCUACCCCGAUAUCAAGGAGUCCGGCAACUAUACCAUUCUUGUUUACACCCCUGGGUGUGUCCAAGAUAACAGCUGCAGCUCCCGUGGCAUGGCCAAUGUUACGGCCACUGUCGCGACUGGUACCGAUGCCUCGCAGCCCUCUCCCACAACCAUCUACCAGACCAACGAUUACGACAAGUACGACACCUUGUUCUCUGGCUAUGUCGAUGCCAGCAGUGACUCUUUCCGCCCCAGCGUUACCCUUCGUCCUAUUUCUGGUCAGGGAGACAUCACUCUUGUCGCGUCCAAGGUCCGGUUUGAGCUACUUUCCAACACCACCAGUGGCACUGGUGGCUUGAAUGGUCUGUACGACUUUGACCCUUCCUCCAAGACGACCGCCAGUCUUGAUAGUUCCGACAUUAAUGAGGCUGGCAACUCUCUUGACAAGGAUGCCGUGAUCAUGAGCCUGGUUGAAAAUGCUGGCGUCGUCUACGUGGCGGGCAACUUUACUACCAAGAAAAUCCACAAUGUCAUGUCUAUCACUGAUGGUAACGCAACUGCAAUGCCUAGCGGUGGUCUGAACUCCGAGGUGCUUGCCAUGACCACACUCCAUGAUAUUCUGUACGUCGGAGGUCUGUUCACCGAUACGUCUGACGGCGGUGCCGAUGGUCUCUAUCAUGUGGCUUCCUACUCCUCCUCUUCCAAGAAGUGGUCGGCCCUUGGUGAAGGCCUCAAUGGCCAGGUCGAUGCCAUUUACCCAGUCCAGCUUAACGUGUCGACGGCCAUCAAUGAGACCACCAUUGCCGUGAGCGGUAACUUUAACCAGAUCCGCGCCACCAGUGACCACCCAGCCAUCUAUGUUGCCGGCUUUGCUAUCUGGGUGCCUUCCAAGAAGGCCUGGCUGCAGAGCCUCAAUGACACCCAAAUGGAGUUUGCUGGUCAGCUCUCUGCAGUGACUACAUACAACGAGACCACACUCCUUGCAGGAAGCCUCGGUACGGAUGGAAUCACCGCGUCUGGCGCUAUCUCGUUACAAAACUCCAACGACCUGACCUUGGUUCCCCUGUCGAUGAAGACCAAUCACACUGCCUCCAGCGUUGGGGUUAUCACAGGUGUCUUUGACACCGAAUCCAACCGCAACUUGACCAUCGUUGGUGGCCAGUUCACUGCGCUGAGCAGCGACGGAUCCGCUAUCCACAACGUUGCCUUCCUGAAUGGCACUGAGCAGAAAAUUUUCGGCUUGCCCCAGGGCUUGGACAGCAACUCCACUGUCUACUCAAUGGCCGCGCACAACAACACUCUGUUCGUUGGUGGAAAUAUCACCGGAACCAUCGCUGGCUCUAGUGUGAGCGGUAUGGUGGCUUAUGACUUGUCCAGCAACUCGUUCAAGAAGAGCCAGCCCUGGUCUCUGACUGGCAAGAAUUCCAGCGUCAACUCCAUGGCCGUCAGACCUGGUUCAUCCGAUCUUUUUGUUGGCGGCAGCUUCGAAUCCGCUGGUUCGCUCCCUUGCAACACUGUCUGUGCUCUGGAUACCUCGGUCAACUCAUGGAGCUGGCCUGGUGCGUCGAUUAGCGGUUCUGUCCUGGCCCUUAGCUGGGCUAGCUCGAACACCUUGUAUGCUGUGGGUGAUAUUGAGAUUGGCAAUAAUAAGACUGUUGUCGCCACUUUAAAUCAGAAGACGUCGACUUGGACCGCCUUGUCUGGUGCGUCUACCUCUGACAUUACGGGAACCGUGACUGCCUUUGCUCCUGCUAGUGAAGAUAUCUCCAGCUUUUGGCUUGGCGGUACCUCCACCAACGGCUCGGCCUUCCUCCUGAACUAUGACGGAUCGAAGUUCCAGUCUGCGGGCUCUUUGUUCGCCAAGGGUACGACCAUUCGUGGCCUGGAGAUCCUUCCCAUCACCCAGGAGCACUCGUCUGUCUCUUUGUUGAAGAACGACCAGUCGCUGUUGAUCAUGGGCGAACUCGUCAUUCCAAACUUUGGUAAUGCCUCUGCUGCUCUCUACAACGGAACAGCUGUCACGCCUUUCAUCCUUUCUUCCAAGUACAACGGCGAGCCUGGUAGUAUGUCGCAAUUGUUCACGGAGAAACAGAACCCGUACACCACCUCAACUUCCCACCACUCCAAUGGCAUCGUCGUCCUGGUUGCCUUCUGCUGCGCUUUGGGCUGCGUCUUCCUCAUUGUCGCCGCCGGCGUCAUUGCAAACAAGAUCCAGCGCCGUCGCCAAGGUUACAGCGCCGCACCCCAGAGCUUCGGCACAGACCGACCAACCGACAUGCAGCGCGUGCCGCCAGAGUACCUCUUCAACUCCCUGCGCCAUCCCAACCCUGGCGCCCCAGUUAUCUAAUGAAUGCUCCCCCACCUUCUCCUGCUUGCACAAAAUUCUCUUCUUCCGCCCUCUUAUCCUCAAGAAAAGGCGUCCCGUUUGAUCAACAAUUUUUCUUUUCUCUUCUUUGGAAGCAACGUCUGCUUAUACCCACCCCUUGCAACCCUUCCCUCACUUAAUGUCUGAAUUCCUUUGAUUUUGCUAGCGCGCCUCGUGUUUGUUUUCGCGCUGGCCUUGUCUCCUCGCGAGUACUAUUUUGUGUGUGUGUGUGCUCUUCUGGCGGAUUGUGACCCGCCUUGACUUUGAUCCAUGUCCUCGAUUCUCCCUAUUGUGCAUAUGCUGUUGUACAUGUGUACAAGUGACAUUUGUAUGUAACUUUGUGAAUACGUCCUGGGGACGUGGAUAAUACUACGAUCUACCUCGU